CAGGAAUCUGCCAGUCUGUCUCACACAUCUUUCCGUCAUUCCUGAAGGCACAGUCAAAUACAACAUAAUUCAACAUGCCUAAAUUCGGAGGAGCCCCGAAAUGUCCCAGAUGUUCUGGAUCAGUAUACCACGCAGAGGAGAAGAUCGGUGCUGGAGCCAGCUGGCAUAAAAUGUGCUUCAACUGCAAUUUGUGCCAUAAAAUGUUGGAUUCAAGCACCCUUGGAGAACAUGACGGUGAAAUCUACUGCAAGAGUUGCUACGGGAAAAAGUAUGGACCUAAGGGAUAUGGAUUUGGCGGUGGUGCUGGCACAUUGAGCAUGGACCAGGGUGAGCGUCUUGGAAACAAGCCUACGCAACAAACUGGGCCAGCAACAGCCCAAGCCUACACUCACUGUGAUGUGGCUUCUGACGCCCCAUCUAAAUUUGGCGGUGCUGACAGGUGUCCUCGUUGUGGACAUUCAGUGUACCAAGCAGAGAAGAUGAUCGGUGCAAACUCAAGCUGGCAUAAGAAGUGCUUCUCUUGCGCCGCCUGUAAUAAAGGUCUGGAUUCCACAACGGUGUGUGACAGGGAUGGGGAAAUUUUCUGCAAAGCUUGCUACGCAAAGGGAUUUGGCCCAACGGGUGUCGGUUAUGGCCAAGGAGCUGGUACACUCAGCACAGGACAAUAAAUUUGCCAGCCGUCAGGGAAUUUCAUUUGAAGUUCAACCUCAAUUUCCAUACUGAAGAUAUCUAAAUACACUGUUCUACAGAAAUAAUAAAACAAACAUACACGACAUACAGAUCACUGGGGAAUUACGGACAUUAGAAGCAAAAUUUACCAUGAAUUUUAGAGGUCUGAAAUAAUCACGUGAUAAUCACAUGGUGCACUGUUUACGUCAUGUGAUAAUCACGUGAUUUGUUAUAGCUGAACAUCGAAAAUAAAUCCACGGUUGCUAAAAAAGUAACCGUGAUAAAGCCUACCGGAAAGCACGUAAUCGCACGUGAAAAAAAGUUAACACUAUUUUCUCGGCCACAUUAGUGUCCAACUUGAACUAAGAAAUGUUUUAUUCACUAAUAAAUAAAAAUAAUAUGCACAUAGGCAUACAGAUUUUACGACAAUUCUACCCAUAUCCUUAAAAUAGAUUAUAUACAUUGUAGAAGCUUUCCUUUCCUUUCACACAUCUUUCUAGUUUCUUAAAACGCUUCCAUAUGCACUGCACCCACUUUAAUAUAGCAGAAACAAUAAUAGUUUUUAACUUAUAAAAUAAAGAAUUUGAGGGUAAAAUUCACCUAAGUGCCUUUCUGAGAAUAAUAUAGCAAGGACUCAUUCAAGUCGUAAAUCGCACAACCAUUCGCAUGCAGCACACACUUUGCAUAGCCUAGUGUAUUGUAAUGCAGAAUUUUUCUUCUUUCUUCCAUAGGCUAAUAAAGUUAUUUCUUUUUACGUCCUUUUAAAA
Molecule: messenger RNA, 1436 nt
Organism: Saccoglossus kowalevskii
Lineage: Eukaryota; Metazoa; Hemichordata; Enteropneusta; Harrimaniidae
Gene: csrp2
Product: cysteine and glycine-rich protein 2
Biological process (GO): muscle tissue development; sarcomere organization
Cellular component (GO): cytoplasm; nucleus; Z disc
Molecular function (GO): actinin binding; structural constituent of muscle
Source: RefSeq, marked provisional